CGAGUCUUUUGGUCUUCAUUGCAGACCGCGCUAGUAACAACCCCUCACUAGGGGGCAGAAGAAUGACUCAGCAAGGGGAGAAGUUCGUAUUUACUUACUUCCGGGGUAUAAUCUCAAAGUGAGGCCCAUUUGCGUAAUCAUUAGGUUAACAGAUACCAUCAAAUCCAGAUCAGGCGUCUGCCUGUUUAUCCCCACGGCAAUAAACAGGCCUCAUUUUAUAGUCGCGCGAUCGACCGCUGGCAAGGAAACAUUAGCAGGUGCUCCCGCGGAAGACGUUUUUGCUCUUUUGCGAUGGGCUCUAAAGUCUCAGUGGAUGAUUCGGUGCGCGUGGUGAUAGUCGGAGGGGGCUUUGGCGGCAUUGAAGCGGCCCACCAGCUAAAGUAUUGGGGGAUCCCCUUCCUCCUCGUGGACGUGAGGGAUGCCUUCCACCACAACGUUGCUGCGCUCCGUGCCGCCGUCCAGAGUGGAUUUGCCAAGAAAACCUUCAUCUCCUUCUCUGCGACCUUCAGAGAUAGUUUCCAGCAGGGUCUGGUAGUUGGAAUUGACUUGGAGAAAAGGCACGUCCUGUUGAAUGAUGGAGAAGAACUCUUCUUUUCUCACCUGAUCAUUGCCACAGGAAGUGAUGGGCCUUUCCCUGGGAAAUUUGGCAAACCCAUUGACAUGCAGUCUGCUAUUCAGACCUAUGAGGACAUGGUUAAGGAGGUUGAAAAAGCUCCCCGCAUAGUAAUUGUGGGGGGUGGUUCUGCUGGUGUCGAAAUGGCUGCUGAGGUUAAGACAAAGUAUCCCGCCAAAGAGGUCACCCUCAUACACUCAAAAAUGGCAUUGGCAGAUGCAGUAGUGCUCCCCAGAGUUCAACAGGAGGUGAAGGAGUCUCUUAUACAAGAGGGGGUACACCUCUUGUUGAGUCAGAAAGUUAAUAACCUGGAUUCACUGACUUUAAACAACUUCAAAGAGAACAUGAUAGUGAAGACAGACAACGGCACAGAGAUUGUAACUGAUAUGGUGAUUCUCUGCACUGGAAUAAAAGUCAAUUCCUCAGCAUACAGCAGUGCAUUCAGUAACAAGCUGGCAAGAAAUGGUGCUUUGCAAGUGAAUGAGUACCUUCAAGUUAAAGGAUAUGAUAACAUUUAUGCCAUAGGUGAUUGUGCUGAUGUAAACGAGCCAAAGAUGGCAUACCAUGCUGGGCUCCAUGCAGGUGUUGUGGUGACCAACAUCAUCAAUAGCCUAACACAGAAACCUCUGAAAGCCUAUACACCUGGAUCACUCACCUUCCUAAUUUCCCUGGGAAGAAAUGAUGGAGUGGGCCAGAUCAGCAACUUCUAUGUGGGGCAUCUUUUAGUAACUGUUGUCAAAAGCAAGGACCUUUUUGUCUCAAAAAGCUGGAGGAAGAUGGAUCAGAGUAUGCCUUACUAGAUAGAAAUUAAAGCUUAAAAAAAAAAAAAAAAAACACCCGUCCAUUCAAAGCUACACUUUUUUUUUUUGCACUGGUGCUGUCACUUCUGCAUCUCUUCUUGCCAGCUCCCCUACUUUCUAUAAUAUGUUUAGUACAUCUCACCCAAAGCUAUAUUUCACAUUGGACCUUGGGGUUCUAUUUUUAUUUGGCUCACGAGCUGUAAUGGAUUCUGUAAGAAACAAAGUUGUUGAAUUAAAAGAAAAAGCAAGCUA
Rhineura floridana is the source of this 1665-nucleotide messenger RNA. RefSeq names its product apoptosis inducing factor mitochondria associated 2 (gene AIFM2). Gene Ontology annotation, cellular component: mitochondrion; cytoplasm. The transcript has 9 exons. Gene Ontology annotation, molecular function: electron-transferring-flavoprotein dehydrogenase activity; flavin adenine dinucleotide binding. NCBI's taxonomy places the organism in Eukaryota, Metazoa, Chordata, Lepidosauria, Squamata, Rhineuridae. Gene Ontology annotation, biological process: apoptotic mitochondrial changes; positive regulation of apoptotic process. The coding region runs from base 292 to 1413 and encodes 373 amino acids. The record is from RefSeq and is a predicted model, not a curated record.